CAUGCGCCAUGUGGGGUGGCGGGGUCGGACCGGCGGGGCCGGGAACGGCGUGAGGCGACCGGCGACAUGUUCCGCUGCCGCGUGGCCGCCGCCGCGGGGGGCCUGUCGCGCGCCCUGCGCCCCCUCAGCCCCGCGCCGCGGGGACGCGCCGCCGCCGGCAACUUGUUGCAGCGCUGGAAUGUUCCCAUAAAACUGCAGCUGAGCAGACAAGUGGCUAGCGCUGGUGUGCCCGGGGGCAAAGGCGAUAGUUCUGUUUUUGUCCUUAUUGUGGGCUUAUCAACGUUAGGAGCGGGUGUCUAUGUAUACAGAACAUUGAAGGAAAACAAAGAGCGAUUCACCAGCCGUGUCACAACAAUAACUACACGAUCUCAAGAGAAAGAAUCUCCUUCAGAUACAGAUGCUGCUUCUCAGGGCGCAGCAGCUCCGGGAGCUCGCCCUGAGGUCCCAUCUCAUGUUCCUUUCCUGCUGAUCGGUGGAGGAACUGCUGCUUUUGCUGCUGCCAGAUCCAUUCGGGCUCGUGACCCUGGUGCCCGGGUGCUGAUUGUGUCUGAAGAUCCUGCCCUGCCCUAUAUGCGUCCACCUCUUUCCAAAGAACUAUGGUUCUCAGAUGAUCCAAAUGUGACAGAGACUCUGCGGUUCAAACAGUGGAACGGCAAGGAGAGGAGUAUAUAUUUCCAGCCGCCGUCAUUCUAUGUGCCUGUUCGUGAUCUGCCUUUUGUAGAAAAUGGUGGAGUAGCAGUACUCUGUGGCAAGAAGGUUGUGCAUAUGGAUGUUAGGGGCAACAUGGUGAAACUCAGUGAUGGUACCCAGAUAUCCUAUGACAAAUGUCUAAUUGCCACUGGUGGUUCCCCAAGGAACCUACCCGCCAUCGAAAGAGCAGGAAAAGAUGUACAACAAAGGCUGACGCUGUUCCGAAAGAUUGAGGACUUCAAGAGUCUGGAGAAGAUUUCAAGAGAAGUCAAGUCCAUCACAAUUAUUGGUGGUGGUUUUCUCGGCAGUGAGCUGGCCUGUGCUCUGGGAAGAAGAGCACGAACCGGAGGCCUGGAGGUGAUUCAGCUGUUUCCAGAGAACGGCAAUAUGGGCAAAGUCUUGCCUGAAUAUCUGAGCAACUGGACCACAGAGAAAGUGAGAAGAGAGGGUGUUAACGUCAUGCCUAACGCUGUGGUCAAGUCUGUCUCUGUCAGUGGCGGUCGGCUGAUGAUUAAACUGAAAGAUGGCCGGAAGGUGGAGACGGAUCAUAUUGUGGCUGCAGUAGGGCUGGAGCCUAAUGUGGAACUAGCAAAGUCAGCUGGGCUGGAGGUGGACUCUGACUUCGGAGGGUUCAGGGUGAAUGCGGAGCUGCAGGCACGCUCCAAUAUCUGGGUGGCAGGGGAUGCUGCCUGCUUCUAUGAUAUCAAACUAGGUAGGAGACGUGUGGAGCACCAUGAUCAUGCUGUUGUGAGUGGAAGACUAGCUGGAGAAAACAUGACAGGAGCUGCGAAGCCCUACUGGCAUCAGUCCAUGUUCUGGAGCGAUCUGGGCCCUAAUGUAGGGUAUGAAGCCAUUGGCCUUGUUGACAGUAGUUUGCCAACAGUAGGAGUCUUUGCUAAAGCAACAGCAAAGGACACACCGAAAAGUGCAACGGAGCAGUCAGGGACCGGUAUUCGGUCGGAGAGUGAAACAGAAGCAGAAGCCUCAGAAGUUCACAUUUCUCCAAGCUUUUCACCAACACCUCAAGUUCCAAAGCAAGGAGAAGAUUACGGCAAAGGUGUCAUUUUCUACCUCAGGGAUAAAGUUGUGGUAGGAAUCGUAUUAUGGAACAUCUUCAACAGGAUGCCCAUUGCUCGAAAGAUCAUCAAAGAUGGGGAGGAGCAUGAUGAUCUCAAUGAAGUAGCAAAGCUUUUCAACAUCCACGAAGACUAAACUCCAGAAUGGGGACACCGCAACAGGAGUGAGUAGGGCAGCAGGGGCUGCUGGCUGCACGCACCCCUUCUCAGACAGCUUCCUCUGAGCACCUGUGAAUAUCUCCAGUCACCUAGAGUUCUAAUGUUUGCACCAAUAAAGUCAGAUUGUUCUAAGUUAAA
This is a messenger RNA of Phalacrocorax carbo (great cormorant), 2063 nucleotides long. NCBI's taxonomy places the organism in Eukaryota, Metazoa, Chordata, Aves, Suliformes, Phalacrocoracidae. The record is from RefSeq and is a predicted model, not a curated record.